AUGCAGUGGUAAGGAGUGUGCGAGCAAAACAUAAAAAUAAGUUUUUAGAUUCGCCCUGAAUUUUUAACAGGCAUCAGCUGUUUAACGACAGGGCCGCCUUUCAAGGUCAAUAUCAGUAUAAAAAGUGACGAUGCCUAACAUCGCCGUGCUGGGGGCAGGCAUAAUAGGUGUCUCUACAGCCUUGAACAUCCAAAAUCUGAUUCCAUCGGCUCAGGUCAAGAUAAUUUCGGAGAAAUUUGGCCAGGAAACGACAAGUUGGGGCGCUGGAGGGUUAUUUCGACCGACUGCCAAAUUCAUCCAAGGAGUGCCCGAAGAAAAAAUACGGAGAUGGGCUCGGGCAGGAUGGGAUUUCUACUCUUCUCUUGCAGUGUCAGAUAAAGCUAAAGAAUCGGGGAUGCAAAUAGUCUCUGGGUUCAUACUAAGUCAAACCAAGGUCGAGAACCCGUUAUACAAGGAUUCUGUUUAUAGCUUCCACGAAAUCAGCAGAAAAGCGGUAACAGAGCUCGGAUUUGGGCACUAUAAGUAUGUCUAUCAGGUGACUACUGUGAUAGCCAUAGUAAGGGAUUACCUACCCUACCUUUUCAAAAGAUUCGAAGAAAACGGAGGGCAGACAGAACAAAGAAGAAUUGACGAUUUAAAUGAAUUGGUCGGUCAGUACGAUUUGGUGGUUAACUGUACGGGUAUCGGGAGUCGCUCUCUGUUUGGAGAUACUUCCAUCUUUCCUGUUCGAGGUCAGCUACUGAGGGUAAAGGCACCAUGGAUAAAGAAUUUUAUAUACACAGAGGACGAUGCUUAUCUGAUCCCAAAUGGUGAAUUACUGGUGGUAGGAGGUUGUCGACAACAUAAUAACUACAAUUUAAAUAUAGAAGCUAGCGACAGCAAGGCGAUCCUUGAGAGGUGUUACAAGAUCUGUCCGGAACUAAAGGGUGCUGUGAUUGAUCAUGAAUGGACCGGACUUCGACCUACACGUGUCCCAAUUCGUAUAGAAAAGGAAAUUCUCCAGUUAAAGAAAGGACGCUUAGUUGUUGUUCAUAACUAUGGUCAUGGUGCUAAUGGAAUUUCUAUGAGCUGGGGAACCAGCAUGGAUGCUGCAGAACUAGUCAAAGAUGCAUUAUUAAGUUCAAAACUUUGAUGACAUUGCACUGUAGAAGAAGAAUAAAAACCAGGUUGUUCAAUACUAUGGUCAUGGUGCUAAUGGAGUUUCUAUGAGCUGGGGAACCAGCAUAGAUGCAGCAGAACUAGUCAAAGAUGCAUUAUUAUGUUAAAAACUUUUAUAACCUUUCACAUGUCUUUUUUCAUAUUUAAUUGAAUCUAGUAUGUUUUUUUUAAAUGUAUUUAUACAUUAUAUUUUGUUGUCUACACCAAUGUUAUUAUACUGUAUUUUUAAGAAAUAGCUGAUAAUAGUGAUUCGAAUGGGAUUUUAUGAUAGAGGCUUUUCACUUUGCUGAAUCUUAUGAUAUCUGAAAAACCGCACACCUAUUUUUAAAAUCAUUAUGGUUAGAUCCUCGGUGAUAAUUUUGUCAUUGUUAUUUAAAUCUUUCAACAAAGUUUUCAAUUUUCAUGUAUUCAAGAAAAACAUUCAAGAAUUAGAUUAUAAUAUGUAUGUAAUGUUGUCAAUAUAUAAAAAGUUACCAAAAUUGUGAUUCACGAGUUACUUAAAAUUUCAUACGGUAUGAUUUCAAUUUGACCAUUGACUACUGGUAUUUCAGUUUGGGGAUCUGAUCUUAAACAAUCAUAACACAAUCCGACGAUUGAAAAUGCCAGAUGGUGUCACGAAAUAGUUAAUGUUUUUGUUAAUGUUUGUGCGCAUUUUUGUGCUUCUAUUAUGAAACUCUCUUUACUUUAUAGCAUGCAACAAACGUAAUGGAUUCCUUUAUUUGAAGUACAAUGAAUAUAACUAUAAUAUAACUAUAAUAUAACUAUAAAUUAUUAAA
Molecule: messenger RNA, 1934 nt
Organism: Magallana angulata
Lineage: Eukaryota; Metazoa; Mollusca; Bivalvia; Ostreida; Ostreidae
Product: D-aspartate oxidase-like
Exons: 12
Coding region: 131-1132 (333 amino acids)
Molecular function (GO): FAD binding; D-amino-acid oxidase activity
Source: RefSeq, a predicted model, not a curated record